Messenger RNA from Ailuropoda melanoleuca (giant panda), 2569 nucleotides. It is a transcript of the gene HTR6, whose product is annotated as 5-hydroxytryptamine receptor 6. Gene Ontology annotation, molecular function: neurotransmitter receptor activity; G protein-coupled serotonin receptor activity. The transcript has 3 exons. The coding region runs from base 627 to 1949 and encodes 440 amino acids. Gene Ontology annotation, biological process: chemical synaptic transmission; adenylate cyclase-modulating G protein-coupled receptor signaling pathway; G protein-coupled receptor signaling pathway, coupled to cyclic nucleotide second messenger. Gene Ontology annotation, cellular component: plasma membrane; dendrite. NCBI's taxonomy places the organism in Eukaryota, Metazoa, Chordata, Mammalia, Carnivora, Ursidae. The record is from RefSeq and is a predicted model, not a curated record.
CGUCCUCCCACACGCCGCAGGGGACCGUGGCAGCCCAAGCCCUGGCUGCCUCUGCGUCGGGUCGGAGACCUGCCUUCCCCACCGGGGGGCUCCGCCCCGCCACCCCAAGUGGCCGCGGCUCCCGACCUAGCGCCCUGGUACGCCCACCUGCGGCGGAGGGGGCUGCCCGCUGCUGAGCGCGUACGUUCGGUCCCCGCUCCCAGCUCCUCAGGUCCCCGCCCCAGAGCAGGCGUCCCCUCCCGGACUUUCCCUCUCGCCCCCUCUAGGGGUCUCUGCUCCCACCCGUCCAACCUCCCAGUCACCUGGCGUCCCGGUCCUCCUGACUUCCCUCCCGCUCUCUCUCGGGAACUCUGCGCCUCACCCGGUGCCCGCUCCCAAACUCCAUACCCGUUUGCUCCCGGUCCCCACCUCACACCACAUAACCCCUCUCCAUCUUCCUUGGGUCUUUGCCCCUUAACCUAGUGCCACUGUCCCUAUCAUCCCACCUGACCCCUGGUGGCGCGUCUGUUUUCAACGACGACGCCCAUCCAGCCUCCGCUCCUCCAGGUCCCUCACCCAGGCCUCCCGCCCAUCCUACCUCGUCCUCCGGACCCCUCUCGGGCCUGACGUCCUCGCCCCCCGCCCCCAUGGUCCCAGAGCCCGGCCCUGCCAACAACAGCACCCCGGACUGGGGGUCGGGGCCGCCGUCGGAGCCGGCGGGCAGCGGCUGGGUGGCGGCCGCGCUGUGCGUGGUCAUCGCGCUGACGGCGGCGGCCAACUCACUGCUCAUCGCGCUCAUCUGCACGCAGCCCGCGCUGCGCAACACGUCCAACUUCUUCCUGGUGUCGCUCUUCACGUCGGACCUGAUGGUGGGGCUGGUGGUGAUGCCGCCCGCCAUGCUGAACGCGCUGUACGGGCGCUGGGUGCUGGCGCGCGGCCUCUGCCUGCUCUGGGCCGCCUUCGACGUGAUGUGCUGCAGCGCCUCCAUCCUCAACCUCUGCCUCAUCAGCCUGGACCGCUACCUGCUCAUCCUCUCCCCGCUGAGCUACAAGCUGCGCAUGACGCCCCCGCGCGCCCUGGGGCUCGUCCUGGGCGCUUGGAGCCUGGCCGCGCUCGCGUCCUUCCUGCCCCUACUGCUGGGCUGGCACCAGCUGGGCCGCGCGCGGGCCCCGGCCCCGGGCCAGUGCCGCCUGCUGGCCAGCCUGCCCUUCGUCCUCGUGGCGUCGGGCCUCACCUUCUUCCUGCCCUCGGGCGCCAUCUGCUACACCUACUGCAAGAUCCUGCUGGCCGCCCGCAAGCAGGCCGUGCAGGUGGCCUCCCUCACCACCGGCACCGCCGGCCAGGCCUUGGAGACGCUGCAGGUACCCAGGACCCCACGCCCAGGGAUGGAGUCAGCUGAUAGCAGGCGUCUGGCCACCAAGCACAGCAGGAAGGCCUUGAAGGCCAGUCUGACACUGGGCAUCCUGCUGGGCAUGUUCUUUGUGACCUGGCUGCCCUUCUUCGUGGCCAACAUAGCCCAGGCUGUGUGUGACUGCGUCUCCCCAGACCUCUUUGAUGUACUCACGUGGCUCGGUUACUGUAACAGCACCAUGAACCCCAUCAUUUAUCCACUCUUCAUGCGGGACUUCAAGCGGGCCCUGGGCAGGUUCCUGCCCUGCCCCCGCUGCCCUGGGGAGCGCCGGGCCAGCCUCGCGUCGCCCUCUAUGCGAACCUCUCACAGCGGCCCCCGGCCGGGCCUGAGCCUGCAGCACGUGCAGCCACUGGCCCUGCCACCUGACUCCAAUUCUGACUCCGGCUCGGGUUCCGGUGGCUCCUCAGGCCUACAGCGCACAGCCCAGCCCCUGCUGCCUCGAGAGACCGCCCGGGAGCCCCCGCCCUCUGCCAGGGUUGCCACGGUGGUCAAUUUCUUCAACAUCGAUCCCGUGGAGCCCCAGCUGCAGCUGCACCCACUUGGUGCCCCCACGACCUGACCCGGUCAGUGGAGCCGGUCAGUGGGGAGCUGGACUGGAUGGGACCGAAUCCCCAAGGCUUUGGACCAUCUCUCGGCUAAGGCUGGGAGGCUGCAGGCCUCCUGGGAGCCCUCGGAGUGCCAGUGGGGUGCACUGAGCCAGUCCUCACUGCCCACCCCCCUGGGGAAAACAGCUGGCUCCGAUACAGUUUUCUCCAGGAUGCCCCCACUGCCGAGUGUAACCCGUGGGUGUGUGUGGAGGUGGCUAGAGGACUCUGGCAGAGGGGAAAAGUACUUCUCGGUUCAGGUUAGGGUGAAGACAAUCAUCUUUGACAUUUGAUGAGACUGCAGGGGAGGGAUGCCUGUCUGCAGAGGUGGGUGAGUGCGGGGCUGAAUCCCUCACUCCUCCAAGUGUCGUCCUCGGGCCACCAGCAUUCGUGUCACCUCCCUGGUGUUUGUUAAAAAUGCACCCCCCUCCCCACGCCCCUCCUGAGCCCUGCUGAGUCAGAACCUGCAUGUUUGCAGAAGCCCCAGGUGAACCGCGUGCACAGUGUAGUUUGAGAAGCGCGGGCUUGGAUGAUCGUUAACCGCAAGGAUGAUUUGUUUUCAGCCUGGACAGCGCCUCAGGAUGUGUGUGGGGCU